This is a messenger RNA of Vidua chalybeata, 1819 nucleotides long. RefSeq names its product transmembrane emp24 domain-containing protein 3-like. The record is from RefSeq and is a predicted model, not a curated record. Gene Ontology annotation, biological process: endoplasmic reticulum to Golgi vesicle-mediated transport; intracellular protein transport; Golgi organization. Lineage: Eukaryota; Metazoa; Chordata; Aves; Passeriformes; Viduidae. Gene Ontology annotation, cellular component: endoplasmic reticulum-Golgi intermediate compartment; endoplasmic reticulum; COPII-coated ER to Golgi transport vesicle.
AUGAAUGCGAUAAUUCACGAGACCGCCGCUCAGCUUUGGACGGAGGCUGAUCUCGCGUGGAGCGGACACCAGCCGCCCGGCCAGGCGGUCCCGGGAGUGCCGAGGGGAUGGCCGCGGCUCCCGGAGUGCUCGGCCCGGAGAUGCCGGGGGGUUCCCGGGGUGCCGGGGUCGGUGGAACGUUCCCGGGAUCCCCGCGGGUGCCCGCCCCGGGGCCGGAGGUGCCGCCCGCGCCCCGCCCCGCUCGCGGCGGAAGCGCCACGUCAGGGGGGCGGUGCGGGGGCGGCGGGGCCGGGGCCGGCGGCGGUGGCGGGGCCGGGCUCGGUGCGGGUCGCGAUGCCGAGCGCGGUGCGGACGCUGUGCCUGGCCGCGCUGCUGGGCGCGCUGGGGGCCGGCGGCACGGAGCUGACGCUGGAGCUGCCCGACAGCGCCCAGCGCUGCUUCCACCAAGAGCUGGAGAGCGGCGUCAAGUUCACCCUCGACUAUCAGGUGAUCAGCGGAGGGCACUACGAUGUGGACUGCUACGUGGAGGACCCCAACGGCAAGACCAUCUACCAGGAGACCAAGAAGCAGUACGACAGCUUCUCGCACCACACCGAGGCCAAGGGUGUCUACACCUUCUGCUUCAGCAACGAGUUCUCCACCUUCUCCCACAAAAUCGUCUACUUCGACUUCCAGGUGGGCGACGAGCCGCCCAUCCUGCCCGACAUGAACAACCGCGUCACUGCCCUGACACAGCUGGAAUCUGCCUGUGUCACCAUCCACGAGAUGCUGAAGGCGGUGAUCGACUCCCAGACGCACUACCGGCUGCGGGAGGCGCAGGACCGGAGCAGAGCUGAGGAGCUCAACGGGCGCGUCUCUUACUGGUCAGUGGGGGAAACCCUCAUCCUCUUCGUGGUCAGCAUCGGGCAGGUGAUGCUGCUCAAGAGCUUCUUCACUGAGAAGAGACCCAGCAGCGGCGGAGCUGGCACCUAGAGCUGCUGUGCGUGUGCCUGAUGCAGCAGCAGCGGGACGGCGCCGGGGCCGCGCUGCGCCGCCCAUCUGUGCCGUGGGCAGGCGGGGGGCGGGAGCAGGGGUGACACUGCUCAGCUGGGUGACGCAGCCACCCAAGUGCAGCCGUCCCCCGGCGUCACCUCCCGCUUGCCAUCGCCCGGCCUACCCUGUCCCCUCGCCUGGCCACCCUGUCCCCGUUCUCUGGCUGCGCUGGGACGCGGGUGGGACCAGCAGAGCAGAGCGCUGGGGCAGCCUCGUGACUGCCGUGACCACACGCCCCUGCCCCUGAAGCCCUGUGCAGCCACGAGGGGAGGGACAGCGCUGGCCCACCUGGCACCCCCCCAGUGCCCUCGGCCCAAGGAGAGCUGCCCGUGGGCUGGGGGUCUCUGACUGCACCCCAGCUGUGCUGUGGCGGGCAGGGUGCUCCCAGCAGCAGGGCCACAGCAAGGGAAGGCUUUUUGCUGCGUGGUCCUCUGGCUCUAGCAGCUCCUCCCCUCGCAGCAAUUCUCAGGCUGGCAGCAGGUGGUGUGCCCGUACCAGGUGGUGUUUUCAUAUUCACACGAGUCUGUGCCUGGGACUCAGCCCCCUCACACAUUCCCCCCACCCUGUGGACAUAUGCCAAGGAAGCCCCAUCCCUGCCCCAGAAGCACAGAGAGCCCACACACACUUGGGACUGCAGCCCCUCAUUCCCUGGAGCCCCACAAGACCCCUGGAGUGACUGGUGUGCUGGCCCUCCAGCCCUCAAGCAGGUGUGAGAUCAUUUUUCAGAGCUGAAGCAACUCCACUAGACUUUUCCUUCGCCACUUUCAAAUAAAGCCCUGCAAGCAUG